Nicrophorus vespilloides is the source of this 1791-nucleotide messenger RNA. RefSeq names its product ras association domain-containing protein 8 (gene RASSF8). The record is from RefSeq and is a predicted model, not a curated record. The transcript has 8 exons. Bases 224 to 1630 code for a protein of 468 amino acids. NCBI's taxonomy places the organism in Eukaryota, Metazoa, Arthropoda, Insecta, Coleoptera, Silphidae. Gene Ontology annotation, biological process: signal transduction.
AGUGGGAUAUAGGUAAAGUAAAUAAAACAUAUUUUAAAGAUAUAAUGAGUCGAUUGUUAGUGGAUAUAGAGAUGGAUUUGUUCUAAAAUUGUGUUUUACAAUGGAUAUUCACAAAUAUUCCUAUAAUAUAUUUACCAGCAAUUGCAUUGCUCUAAUAACAAUGUGUGAUAUAUUUUAACCCCUCAAAAAAGUAUUAAAUAUCCUGUAUAUAUCUCUGGAAGAUAUGGAGUUAAAAGUUUGGGUUGAGGGCAUCCAAAGAAUUGUGUGUGGAGUAACUGAAGCUACAACUUGCCAAGAUGUGGUCUUCGCAUUGGCACAUGCUACUGGAAAAUCAGGCCGAUUCACAUUGAUUGAAAGAUGGAGAAAUAAUGAAAGACAAUUGGCACCCACUGAAAAUCCCAUGAAGAUUCUUAUGAAAUGGGGAGAAUAUUCAAAUGAUGUUCAAUUUAUUCUUCAAUGGAGUGAGAGUAAAUCCAGCAGACCGAAAAUUUCAACAUCACAACCUGCUCCACAACUGACAAAUAUCACUAUUGAUUCUCCGGAGAGGCAACAAAAAUCUCCUAAUUACAAUAGUGCUAAUACUGUGGACAAUGUUGGUGUGGUUAAGGGUAUACCGCAGGUAAGACCUGCAUCAUUAGAGGUCCGUGAUAGCCAAAAUUCACCUAAAAAAGGCACCAAUUUUGAUACUUCUGAUAUUCCUAGUCAACGCGUAGCUCCUCCAUACAAAGACCCCCCUGCACCUCCUCCUUACAGAGAUCCACCACCACCAACAUCUUCAAGCAAAAAGAAUAUUUUACAAGAGUUUACAAAUAAUAAAGUCGAGGAAGAUUCUGUAAACAAAUUUCAGAAAAUUGAAGAAUCAGUUCUUUAUAAUGCACAAUAUCGUGAACUCGUUUCUCUUGUGAAUUAUCAAAGAGAUAAACUAUCAAGUCAACAAGUAGAUUUGACGAAGUUUGAUGCUGAAAUUGUGUUUUGGGAAGGAAAGGAGAGAGAGAAACAGUUCCAACUUGAUUUUAUUGCACAGGAAUUGGCUACAAUGACAAAUGCUAGUAGAAUUAACAGUGAUCAAAUUCAAGCAUUGGGUUAUGUUGAAGAGGAAGUAGAAAUAGUGAAGCAGCAAGAGAAAACACUGAAGUCUGAAAUAACUUUGCUAAGAUCAAAACUUGCCAAUUGUGAAACGGAAUUGUUACAAUGCAAAAAUAAAAUAAGAUUAGUCAUGGAUGAAGUUCAAAUGGAACAGAGAGUGAUUGCAAGAAGAAGUGAAUCAAGGAAGCAACUAGAAAGGAACCUGUUGGUGGAAAUGGAAAGGUUACAAGGUGAUAUAGAAUUGGCGAAACAAAGCACUGAAUUACAUCACUUAACUGCCGAGAGUCUUAAGAAAGAGGGUGUUUUCGUAAAGGUAGCCGCAUUGGAAGCUGCGAUCAUCGAGAAGAAGAAGCAAGUAGAGCAUUUAGUUACUGAGAUGAAAGAGGCAAAUUUACAAAGCUUAACUAUUGCACCACAAGAAGAAUUGAAGCAAGUGUUCGAGGGACCAAACAGAGCCGGAAGUACGCGAAAAAUGAUCGGAUCUCCGAGGCAACUAGAGAAUGCCGUACCUACGAAUAAAAAUCCGCAUGGCGUUUGGGUUUAGUACAAAAAAAGGAUUGAUGGAUUAGUUAAGAUAUCUCUUAAUAUAAAUGUUACUCGUAUAUAUGUAUAUCUGUAAAAGUCUGAAAUGUUUAUUCUAAUAAUCCGCCAUUUGUAGUUACUUAAGUGAACAAAGUGUUUAGAUCAAUAUAAUAUAUAUUUAGA